Saccostrea cuccullata (small rock oyster) is the source of this 594-nucleotide messenger RNA. Its product is annotated as C-type lectin domain family 17, member A-like. The record is from RefSeq and is a predicted model, not a curated record. The coding region runs from base 89 to 550 and encodes 153 amino acids. Gene Ontology annotation, molecular function: signaling receptor activity. The transcript has 5 exons. NCBI's taxonomy places the organism in Eukaryota, Metazoa, Mollusca, Bivalvia, Ostreida, Ostreidae.
AUUGCUGAUUUUGAACGUUGUGUAAUAAGGUCGCUGUUUAUCGCGUAAGGAGAGCGACAAAAUAAUCAAUCUAAUAGAAGACAUUACAAUGAUUCGAGUGUUAAUAUUAUGGUCGGCUCCUUUGCUUAUUUGCGCAGAUUGCCCGACAGGAUGGAAGAACUUCCAAGACAAGUGUUACUUUUUUUCGCAUACUUUAGAAACCUGGACGGGGGCCUCGAUUAUUUGUCAGUCGUACCAUUCAAAGCUUGCAGAACCUAAUACACACUCUGAGAUUGGAUAUUUAUCCAGCGAGGUAUCAAGCGUGAGAGCCGGUGAGUUUUGGGUCGGGAUUACAGACAUUAUUGUGGAAAAUCAGUGGAUCUACGAUUCAUCGUUAACUCCGAUAGAAAUAACAUACUGGGGUCCGAACGAACCCGGCGGACAACAGGGAAAGAACUGUGUUAUAAUGUCUGCGUGGUUUCAUGGAAAAUACGCCGAUGUUGAAUGUCACACAAAGCGCAAAUUCAUUUGUGAAAGAGACAAAGCGUUGGUUGGGCAACUUGUUGGAUAAGAUGUUCGUAUUUCAACGAUUCCCAAAAAUGUUCUACCAUUUGU